UAGUUUCCCUUGUCUCAGCUAUGUGGUGUACCCAGACUGAAAACGGAGCUUCGCCAGUCUUGCUUAUUUUGUGUGUGAAUGCGGUAAAAUGGAAUCGGAGAAAAGAGUUCCUGCAGACAAAGACAGCCCUGCGAAAUCCCUGAUCACUGCACUCCAUUUGAAGUACGUAGAAAAGCCGUGGAGUGAAACAAUUAACCUGGUUUGCAGGUGCAUGGAGAAACGCAAAAAGGAUUCCAAUGUACCUAGUAAGCAGUUGCUGGAUUGCCUGGAACGUCUUCAUAAAGCUUUGAAUGCUACAUCCUUCACUGACAUGGUAACCAGACUUGAAAUAAUAGCAAAGCAUAAAGGGCUCGGCUCCCACCUCAGCCCCAGUGAGGAUGUGUGUUACAUCACGUCAGACAUCUUCUAUCUGGAGGUGCUCUUCCAGCCCGCUGGGGAAGUUGCUGACGUCAAGGUGGCGCACCAUGGAGAAGCUCCUGUGUCUUCUGAAAUGCUAUGCAAUCUUCUAAGGCUGAAAAACUUUGAAGAGUUUGGAAAGGAAUUGGAAGGACUUUCAUCUCUUUUCAAUACAUCUGGAGAUAGUGAAACCAAUAUGAAGAUGUUUUCAGCUUUGCAAUUUGUGGAGAAAGACCUUUUGAAAAUGUUCCAGAUUCCCAGACCAGUGAGCAGUGGUGACCCUUGGCUUGACAAUGUGCUCCAUGGACGAAUUGGGAAUGUAACGCCAAGGAACAAUGGGUACCCAAUGAGCAUAGAGUACUACAUUUCUCCAUAUGACUUGUUAGAAGAAAAAAUGAAGCCAGAAUCAAGGUCCUGUGGAAACAAAGUUUUUGUCACUGCCGAGGUAACCAACACAAUACAAAGGCUUCCAAGUGCAUCUGUGAUCGCAGACUCGCCACAGAUGACAAAUGAAGGGUUCCCAGUACACGCAACUCUGGAUGAUUUGGUCAGCAUGGAGUUGUCAGCCUGUCUCUUCCUGAAGUUUCCCCGGCCUGUACCCAUUCUCUCCUGCUUCAUUGAAGAAUUUCACAGGCUUACAGGUUGUGAUCAAGUUUUUCCUCUGCAUUGUUGUUUCCAUGGGAUUUCUGUGAGUGAAGACCUGAAGCAGGUUCCUUUCUACGAGUUGUUGAUGAAGACAAAAAUGAACGUGACGACCUGGGGCAGCGACAGUUGUUGCUUUUUGGUGACCCUUCCUGGGCACCAUCGACAAGGCUAUGUGAUAUCUCAGCAGUGGUGGCUGAAGCCCUGGGAAGGAGCUCUCGUCCACAAGAUUCCCUUCACCCACCCUGGUCACGUGCCCUCUCUUCUGAGCCUGCUGCGACACCAGACUGCCUUCAGCACCCUGAUCGCCAGCUGUGUCACUGGGAAGCGAGCUCAACCAGGUUCAUCUGUAGAUUUUCAUUUUGAGAUCCUCCCCUACACUGGGACCAGCUUCUCCUUGUCAUUCCAGCACCCUGUCACUGGCUCAAUGGCCUCACUUUUUGUGAAUGUUGUGGAUUCAAACCAUAUUAGCUGCAAGCUGUUCCCUCCUGAAGUACCCGAUCCUUCAAUAGAUGACUGGAUUUCCAAGGUUAUGAAAAGGUGUAUGUCAAUACCAGUCACCAUGAGAGCGAUCUUCAGGAAAAUAGCCAGCAGGGAAACGCCUACAGCAUCCGAGACAGGAGCAGCUCCUGAAAACACCUCAGAAAUCACUGCCACCACCAGCUCCUCAUUACCCAUUGCUCAAGAAAAUACACAGUCUGCUAACCAUUGUCCUGGUGCCCUUGUCAUGUUUUUCCUACAGAACCUGUAAAUAAUCCAAUAAGAAUUUUAAAUGACAAUUUAUAUUAGAUUGUAUAUACUUUUGGUAGCUUUUUUUCCUCCAUUUAUCAUUCUAAUUGAGGGAGGAAAAUAUCUAUGAAAAAAUUCACAGUUCAGCCAAGUGUACUUUGGAAAGCCCAGGUGAUGCCAGUAGUUAAUUUUGAGGUGGAAUCUUAUAAGCUUCCUGACAGCUGUGACCUAAAUUUCUUAAAUAUCAGAUCUGCAUAUUUUUUCACCCAGCAUCCUGUUUGCUUGGUCAUUUCCAUUGCAUGGAGUUGGGGAAAACUACUGGAUAAGGGGCAAUCUCAAGAAAAGAAGGAUCACAAAUGAGUGCAGGCCAUUUUGUCCAUCUUGCUCAUUCAGUAAUGAAUACAAACGAGAGAAGGGCAAUCAGCCCACCUUAUUAGGUGGUAGCUUAUUGACCCAAAGAUCCAGCAGUUUCUUGACUGCAGGCAGGUACUGGCUGCAGGGUUAAUUAAUGGCCCUUUAGGUGCUUGGUUAAAAAAAAAAGUAUUCAUAUACUCCACUAGGGUGGAAAAGUCAAACGUGAGGCAUGGAGGGGACGUCAUUAUCGCAGGUGAGUGUUUGCAGUGUGGUCAUAGGUAGUUUUGUGUGCAGGUUGAAAAGGAAGUAGCACUAAAAUAGAUUCCUUACAUUAAAAGUAAGGAUACCUCUCCACACUCUUUGGUUUAUGCUUAAAUAUUUUAAAACCUACCACAUGCAUUUAAGCAUUAUUGUCUGGUUUGCUUCAAGUAAAAUACUGGUUUAAAUCGGUACAUUGAUAAACGUGUGACACUUUCUGGAGUGUCAGUUGCAGGUGUGUGUUUGUGGGUAUAUUUAUAUACCAUAUUACAUGUUUUUAGAUGCCUCUAAUAUAAUUUAGUACCUUGCCCCUGCAUGUAAACUGUGUAUAUGCAAUACAUCUAUUCAUUUUUCUAGAUUGGACAGCUGUCAGAAGUGUUUUUAAGGUGUAUGUU
Lepisosteus oculatus (spotted gar) is the source of this 2774-nucleotide messenger RNA. RefSeq names its product mediator complex subunit 1-like (gene med1l). Gene Ontology annotation, biological process: cellular response to thyroid hormone stimulus; regulation of transcription by RNA polymerase II. NCBI's taxonomy places the organism in Eukaryota, Metazoa, Chordata, Actinopteri, Semionotiformes, Lepisosteidae. Gene Ontology annotation, molecular function: transcription coregulator activity; nuclear retinoic acid receptor binding; nuclear vitamin D receptor binding. Gene Ontology annotation, cellular component: mediator complex. The record is from RefSeq and is a predicted model, not a curated record.